Aureobasidium subglaciale EXF-2481 is the source of this 3225-nucleotide messenger RNA. RefSeq lists its product as uncharacterized. Gene Ontology annotation, molecular function: RNA binding; ATP binding; RNA helicase activity. Gene Ontology annotation, biological process: maturation of 5.8S rRNA; RNA catabolic process. The transcript has 3 exons. Lineage: Eukaryota; Fungi; Ascomycota; Dothideomycetes; Dothideales; Saccotheciaceae. The record is from RefSeq and is a predicted model, not a curated record. Gene Ontology annotation, cellular component: nucleus. Bases 1 to 3225 code for a protein of 1074 amino acids.
AUGGACGACCUGUUCGACGUCUUUGACGACUCCCCGUCCAAUCAAAACCUCAACGUCGCAAAAGAAAAGCCGAGCAAGAAGCGCUCUGCCAACGGCGAUGUCAAAACUCCAGAGCCCCCCACCGCAUCCCAGGACACGCCCAUUCCCGACGCGAACGACGAGGAUCACGGCGUACCCGUGUCUGCCGACCCCGAGACCCCCGCCCCUGCUUCCGAGCCAAAGCGACAGAGACGCGACGAACCCGCCCCAGUCGUGACCGACUCGUUCGAGACCGAACAGUCCAGAGAGAUCGCUGCCGCCGCCGGCCUGCAAGCUUCCAAGGAAGAAGCAAACGUCGUCCUCUCGCAUCAAGUCCGCCAUCAAGUCGCCCUCCCUCCGGACUACGAUUACAUCCCCAUCUCCCAGCACAAGCCUCCGCCAAAUGGUCCUGCCAAAACAUACCCCUUCACCCUCGAUCCUUUCCAACAGGUCUCGAUUGCCAGUAUUGAGAGAAACGAGAGUGUUUUGGUCUCGGCUCACACCAGUGCCGGAAAAACCGUCGUCGCCGAGUAUGCUGUCGCCCAAUGUCUGCGCGAGAAUCAGAGAGUCAUCUACACCAGUCCCAUCAAGGCCUUGAGUAACCAAAAGUUCAGAGAAUUCCAGGCCGAGUUUGGUGAUGUCGGUCUUAUGACCGGUGAUGUUACCAUUAACCCUACAGCCACCUGUCUCGUCAUGACGACUGAGAUUUUGCGCUCCAUGCUGUACAGAGGUUCAGAGAUCAUGCGAGAAGUCGCCUGGGUCAUCUUCGACGAAGUCCACUACCUCCGCGACAAAUCUCGUGGUGUCGUCUGGGAAGAGACCAUCAUUCUCUUGCCCGACAAGGUCCACUACGUCUUCCUCUCCGCCACCAUCCCCAACUCGAUGCAGUUCGCCGAAUGGAUCACAAAGACUCACAACCAGCCCUGUCACGUUGUCUACACCGAUUUCCGUCCCACUCCCCUCCAGCACUAUCUAUUCCCUGCCGGCGCAGAGGGUAUUCAUCUUGUCGUUGACGAGAAGGGUGCUUUCCGCGAGGAGAACUUCCAGAAGGCCAUGGCCACCAUCGCCGAUAAGGCCGGCGAUGAUGGCUCAGAUCCUCUGGCUAAACGUAAGGGCAAGGGAAACAACAAGAAGGUGAACAAGGGUGGCAGAAAGGAAGGUCCUUCCGACAUUUACAAGAUUGUCAAGAUGAUCAUGAUGAAGAACUACAACCCUGUCAUUGUCUUCAGUUUCAGCAAGCGCGAUUGCGAGAAUUACGCCCUGCAGAUGAGUCAGCUAGCUUUCAACGACGACAACGAAAAGGCGAUGGUCAAGAAAGUCUUCGAGAGCGCCAUCGAGAUGCUCAGCCCAGAGGAUCGCGAGUUGCCUCAGAUUCAGCACUUGUUGCCUCUUUUGCGCAGAGGUAUCGGUAUCCAUCACUCCGGUCUUCUCCCGAUCCUCAAGGAGACCAUCGAGAUCCUCUUCCAGGAAGGUCUCAUCAAGGUCUUGUUCGCUACCGAAACCUUCUCCAUCGGUUUGAACAUGCCUGCCAAGACUGUUGUCUUCACCAGUGUACGCAAGUUCGAUGGUGUCGCUGAGCGCUGGGUUACUCCUUCCGAGUUCAUUCAAAUGUCUGGACGUGCCGGAAGAAGAGGUCUUGAUGAACGUGGUAUCGUCAUCAUGAUGAUUGACGAGAAGAUGGACCCUGCUGUUGCAAAGGAAGUCGUUCGUGGUGAGCAAGACAAGCUGAACUCGGCUUUCUACCUUGGUUACAACAUGAUUCUCAACCUCAUGCGUGUUGAGGGCAUCUCGCCUGAGUUUAUGCUUGAGAGAUGUUUCUACCAGUUCCAAAACACAGCUAGCGUCGCAGGACUUGAGAAGCAACUGCUGGAGCUGGAGCAAGAGAGAAACCAUAUGAGCAUCGAAGACGAGCCGACGAUCAAGGAUUACUACGACCUCCGCACCCAACUCAACAACUAUGCGAAGGAUAUGCGCGAUGUCGUGAACCACCCUCAACACUGCCUCCAGUUCCUUCAAUCUGGCAGACUGGUCCGAAUUAAGCAUAACGAUCACGACUUUGGGUGGGGCGCUGUUGUUAAUUUCGCCAAGUGCCGUCCUCCCAAGGGCCAGCCAGUACAAGACCCACCCAAUGCAAGCUCAUAUGUCGUGGACGUCUUGCUCCAGGUUGCAAGCGAUGUGACUGUACCGGCUAACAAGAACAACGACGAGCUCCCCUCUGGCGUUCGUCCUCCUGUGGCAGGUGAGAAGGGUAAGAUGGAAGUGGUUCCAGUUUUGCUCUCGACGGUCGAUGCCAUCGGCCAUCUCAGAAUUUUCUUGCCCACAGACCUACGAUCGCCCGAUCAGAGGAACAAUGUGCGCAAGGGUCUGGAAGAAGUCAAGAGAAGAUUCCCUGACGGUAUUGCUAUUCUCGAUCCUGUUGAGAACAUGGGAAUUACCGAUGAAGGAUUCAAGAAGCUGCUUCGCAAAAUCGAGAUUCUCGAGUCAAGACUCCUCUCCAAUCCGCUUCACAACUCACCGAGACUCGCAGACCUUCACACUCAGUACGAGCACAAGGUCCAGCUUGGUAACAAGAUCAAGGAUGUCAGAAAGCAGAUCAACGAUGCCAUGUCAGUCUUGCAGAUGGAGGAGCUCAAACACAGAAGGAGAGUCCUCCGCCGUCUGGGCUUCAUCAGUGAAGCCGAUGUGGUGCAGCUGAAAGCCCGUGUCGCUUGUGAGAUCAGCACUGGUGACGAGCUGGUACUCAGCGAGUUGCUCUUCAACCGCUUCUUCAACGAGCUUACACCCGAACAAUGUGCGGCGGCUCUGAGCUGCUUCAUCUUUGAGGAGAAGAGUAACGAGACGCCAUCAUUGAAGGAGGAGCUUGCCAAGCCUUUCCGUGAGAUCCAGGCACAGGCUCGUACUGUGGCCAAGAUUUCGCAGGAGUGUAAGCUGCCCGUCAACGAAGAUGAAUACGUCGAAGGCUUCAAGUACCAGCUUAUGGAGGUAGUUUACAAGUGGUGCAACGGAGCGACCUUUGCUGAGAUUUGCAAAAUGACCGAUGUGUACGAAGGCAGUCUGAUUCGUCUGUUUAGACGUCUCGAAGAGCUUCUGCGACAAAUGGCACAAGCGUCCAAGGUUAUGGGAAGUGAGGAGCUCGAGCAGAAGUUCGAGGUCGCGCUUACCAAGGUGAGACGUGACAUUGUUGCAGCACAAUCGCUGUACCUGUAA